Onychomys torridus (southern grasshopper mouse) is the source of this 372-nucleotide messenger RNA. It is a transcript of the gene Defb118, whose product is annotated as defensin beta 118. NCBI's taxonomy places the organism in Eukaryota, Metazoa, Chordata, Mammalia, Rodentia, Cricetidae. Gene Ontology annotation, cellular component: extracellular region. The transcript is spliced from 2 exons. The record is from RefSeq and is a predicted model, not a curated record. Gene Ontology annotation, biological process: innate immune response. Bases 13 to 372 code for a protein of 119 amino acids.
UUCCCAAGAAGCAUGAGACUUCUGCUCCUGGCUCUUCCUGCCCUUGCUCUUCUACCCCAAGUGAUCCCAGCCUACAGUGGUGAGAAAAUAUGCUUGAACAGAUCGGGGAACUGCAGGAAAAACUGCAAAGAUGGAGAAAUGAUGCGGGACACAUGUAAAAAUCACCGAGUCUGCUGCGUUCCCGUCAGCAGGGGCGACACGCGAAUGGCCUCGGUCAGGGUCAGUUGGACCACGGAGGAAACCAUGAAAAUGGAGUACGAUCUAAACUCAGAAUUCACAAAUGUACUUAGCACAGUGGUGGAUCCAGAAUACAAAGAUGUAAGAGAUGAGAGAACAGCCCUGAGAGGUGGCUGGAGAGCAAGUGACAUCUGA